AAAUUGGUAUUUGGAUUAGCGCUGCAAAGUUUAAAAAUAGAAUAUAAAAAAUAAUGACGCGAAGCGAUCGAGCGCUGUAACAUCGCCGCGGGCGCCAUUCUGCGCGAGCCUUAAAACUUUUACUUGUCGACUUUCAGCUUCAGCUUCCUUCCGGAGCGGCUUGCGCGCGCGCUCCGCCAGUCCGCGCCCGACCGCCGGAGCGAACGCACGUACCGCUCCUCGCGAGUGCAGCCCCCGACGGUGCAUGUGCCCUAGUGAACCUCAGUGCCCUGAAGUGGAGACUCGCAGUGCGACCGCUGGGCCUAUCGGCCCCGGCGGCAUGGAAUCCCCCCAGAUGUACGACGCAGCCGCGGCACCGCCACCGCCGCCGCAGCCAGACCUAAAAAAGGCGGCAGAGGAUAAAAGGACACCUUUCCCACCCCCGGACUUGGACGAGCUCAAUGGACAGGAGAUCAGCUUGGAUUUACAACACCUCAUCGAGGACCAGUUCCGAGGGGAGGAGACCAUGGCUCUCUUCCAGGAAAUACUCCCCGGAGGACGGUCGCCACAGCAGAGGCCGUUCGCGCGAACGACCCUUGCGUAUAUGCCCCAACCCGUCCACUCUGGGGCAUCGUACGCGAACCCGGUGCCUGCUAACUCUCACGAACAAGCGCCUCCGAUAAAGGAGGAACCCCCUGAACCGCAUGAUUUCAGGCGAGCAGUGACAUGUGCGCAAUACACAGGCCAGUACAACGCACAGCCGCCAGUUGGAGUGAGUGGCCCUUAUGGAGGUGGUUUCACACCACUGCCUCCAUUGGGAGCUCCUUUGCUCCCGCCUCUGUUAAAACACAAGCAGCCCCCGUCGAGACGAUCGUCCGGCAAAGUGAUAGACAAAGGUACGGACGAGUACCGAAGGAGGAGGGAGCGUAACAACAUAGCCGUACGUAAAUCACGCGAAAAAGCAAAAGUACGUUCUAGGGAAGUCGAGGAAAAGGUAAAAACGUUACUCCGUGAGAAAGAGGCAUUACUAAAGAGGCUGGAGGCGGUCACGGGGGAGUUGAGCCUUCACAAGCAGAUGUACGUUCACCUGAUCAACUUGAAUCAUCCAGAGAUCACUGAACUAUGCCGGUCGAUGUUGCAGCUAGGAGCUCCUCACUCGUCGGAUCACACGCUCUGACCGUAGAUCGUGACAUCGUCAAAUGACAGAAUGGACACCCGUGUGAUAUCGUGCAUUAGAUAAAAAAAAUUAAGUGACGCCUCUUCUUAAUGUAAGCUUAGGUAGCAAAAUUACUUUGUGAUUUAUAUUGUUUACUUUUAUAUACAUAUACAUAAUAAGUAAGGUUUUUUUGUAAAAGAUUUUGACAGAUGAAAGCGUUGAACGGUUAAAGAUGUGAUCUCAAACAAAGCCGUGACACUUUAUAAUCUGUUCUCUAUGCAAAAAUAAUUCAAAUACAGCGUCAUUUGACUUAAAUAACCUAAAGAAUAAUGUUUUAAAAUAUACAAAUAAUAAUUUAUUUACUUGAUUUUUUUUCAAUUUCUGGCUUACUUUAGGUUGUUUAAAUGUCAUUUUGACAUUAACGACGUAUACUUUAUUUUUAUAAAUGGUUGAAAAUGUAAACUUAGGCCAUAGAUAAAACCAGCACUGCCAUUUGAAGUCUCGAAGGUUAUUUUUAAUUUGAAAUAAUUAAUAUUUAAAAUCUAUUAUAGUUUUAAUUGUGAUUGCUCCAUUCAACUUCAUUUCAUAUUAUAAUAUCAUGAUAGGUGUCGCUAGGAUCGCUCAAAUGUAUUUGGCUUGUUUCUUAAAUUACAAACACAUUUACAGAAAUAAAACUUAUUGUGUUUCUUAAAAUGUCAUUAGAUUUCCUUUCACUAUCAUUAAUCUACUUAAAACCUUUUGAUUUUAUUGUAAAAUAUAGAAUAAGAUUAUAAUGUAAUUAUUAUGUAAAUUGGUUGUAUAUAAUUUUUGGAUCAGCGAAAUGAAUAAAAGUCUGUCAUAUUUAGUUAUUUUUUCACACUAAAAAUUUUUUAAAUAAAGAUGUAUGUCAUGAACAUAAGCAAACUAAAUAUUAAAAAAAAAAUUACGUGUAUUGGUAAAAUAAAAAAAAAUACAAUUUAGAUUGUCAACAAAAUUUGUACCUCUUUUGUGUUUUAACUUAUAAUAAAAAAUAAAAAAACAUACAAAUAUUGAUUCCACUGAGCAAUGAUAUAAACAGACUAUUCAUUAUAAGUGUAAAUAAAAAGUAAAUCUUAACAGAUAAGGUAAAAAAUGGGAUAUUAUUAAAUAUUAUUAUUAUUUUUUUGUUAAUUCUAAAAAAAGUUUAUUCCUAAAGUACCUUUCAUUUUGAUGUUAUAUUAGGUUUAAGGAUAAAAACACGGUCUAAUGGGCACUGCCGGUUGGGAAGUACAAGGAGGGUCUAUAUUAAACAGUUUUGUUACUUAAUCGUAAAUGGCACAAUCACGGGUUUAAGGCUGCUAUGGAUUUGACAAUCCUAAAAAAUAUAAUUGAUUGCUAAUUCUAAUUAUGGCUAUUUUUGUAUUGUAUUUAUUGUCAUAAUGAUUAGAUUUGGCAGUCAGUGGAAACGGGUCAUGAAACAUAUAGUUACCAUAUGGAUCCUGCAAUGAAAUAGCUAAGGAAUAUAUCCACAUACUAAUAUUUUACGGGAUCGCUUUAAAAAAAUACUAUGACAUAUAAUUAUGAUGUCUUUCGCAUCACUUCAAAUAUUAAAUAAUCCAAGUUAUCUUAUGACAUGGUUAAUACAACUAUUAAAAUAAGAAACAAAUAUCUUAUUAAUGUUAAAAAUAUAAUGGCAUUUACGAUGUUUUGAACUUCGUCAGUGUCAUGUUAAUUAUUCAGUUAGUAUGUGGAUAUUUUAUGAUAUAUUAAUAUAGUUAUAUAAUUGUAUAAUCACUUUACUCCGUCCCGUUUUGAUAUAUAGUUAAGAGAACAUAUACGAAGAUAUAAUUAUAUAUUUUCUAAUUAAAAUAUAUACAAUCUAAGUCUAUGAAUAGUUUUGAUCGUGUUUUUAUUAUAAUGAAUUGUAUAUUUGGAUUAGUUUUAAGUGAAAACUAAACUUAAAGUAAUGCAGACGUUAGACAAGACAGUCUUAAGACGUAAAUCGAAGUACUUGACUUCUUAGACCUGAAUAUCUAUCAAAUAAUAAGGCUUGAUGCACUUAUUUGCAACUUUCUACUAACCAAGAUUCAAAGAACUACUAUAGAAGUCACACUAAAAUCGAUGUGAUCAUGAGUUUGACAAAGACAAAAUGUGACUUUAGUCUUGUCAGAUGUAAGAUUAGACAAGUUAGUCAGAUAUCUGUCUUGUCUAGUGUCUGCGCUGGCCCAUAAUGAAAGGCGUAUCGAAACCUAGUUUCAAAUCCUUCAAAUAUUUUCUUUUUUAUUUAAUUUUAAAAUGUUGAUUUUUAUAUAUAUUUAAAAAAAAAUACUUAUCCUGUAUUCCGAAUGGUGCUACUAACUCCGUUUCUUUUCAGAACCAAAGACUUUGUUAUUCUUUCCUUUUUUAUGUUUGCUUUUAAUCCUUUCUAAAAAAGAAAGCUUUGUUUUUCGAAAAUACUGUUAUUCUGAAAGUACGUAUCAAUUUUGUAGGUGCGAAUUAUAUAAAUAAAUACUUAU
Messenger RNA from Vanessa atalanta (red admiral), 3609 nucleotides. RefSeq names its product CCAAT/enhancer-binding protein-like (gene C/EBP). NCBI's taxonomy places the organism in Eukaryota, Metazoa, Arthropoda, Insecta, Lepidoptera, Nymphalidae. Gene Ontology annotation, biological process: regulation of transcription by RNA polymerase II; DNA-templated transcription. The transcript has 2 exons. The record is from RefSeq and is a predicted model, not a curated record. The coding region runs from base 245 to 1156 and encodes 303 amino acids. Gene Ontology annotation, molecular function: RNA polymerase II cis-regulatory region sequence-specific DNA binding; DNA-binding transcription factor activity, RNA polymerase II-specific.